UGCUUGUAUAGAUAGAUAUUUAUGCUUAAUUUGUGUUUGUGGUGGAACGCUUCUGUUUCUACAAUUCUCUUUCUCUCUCUCUCUUCGUUUCUGAGAACUAGUUGGAGAAGGCACUGAGAGUGUGAGAAAUGGCGGCAGUAAAUGCAUCAAUUAUUACGUCUUCCACACAAACAUUUCUGGCCAUGCAGUCCGUUUCCAAUACUAAUACAACUCGACUUGUUUCAAACUCGCUUGCUAGCAGUUUCAUCGGUAAUUCAUUGCCACGGUUUUUCCCAAUGAAGAAGAGAGUUGUCAAGAUUAGUGGGGAAGUCAGAGCUGCAGCAGCUGUUACAACUAGUCCUGUUGAGGAAACCAAAGAGUUUACCCUUCCUUCAUGGACUAUGUUUGAACUUGGCAAGGCCCCAGUAUAUUGGAAAACCAUGAAUGGUCUUCCUCCUUCUUCUGGGGAAAAGCUAAAGAUUUUCUACAAUCCCACUGCGACCAACCUUGUUCCCAAUGAAGAAUUUGGGAUUGCUUUUAAUGGAGGUUUUAAUCAGCCAAUUAUGUGUGGUGGUGAGCCAAGGGCAAUGCUGAGAAAAAACCGAGGCAAAGCUGAUCGCCCAAUUUAUACCAUCCAGAUAUGCAUUCCCAAGCAUGCUCAGAACUUGAUCUUCUCAUUCACAAAUGGAGUUGAUUGGGAUGGUCCUUACAAAAUGCAAUUUCAAGUCCCCAAGGCUUGGCGGAACAAACCAAUUGACUUCUUUAACCAGGGCCUAGCACAAGAGUUGAGUAAAGAAGGUGCAUGUGAGAAAGCAAUCUUUCCAGACACAGAAAUUGUUGUCACAAGAUGUGAUAUGAUCGGAAACUUGACAGUAGAAGGGGGUGAUCGUUGCAAUCUCAAUCUCGUACCAGGAUGCACAGAUCCUAGCUCUCCCACUUACAACCCACUUGCCAAUGUAGAUGAUGGAUCCUGUCCAAUUGAUUCAGAUUCUGAGGUUUAGUCCAUAUCCAAUCACCUCACACGUAAAUAUCAUAAAGCAUGUACAAGAAAUGUUUAUAACAUACCCAAUUAAAGGGUGGGGGAAAAAAAACUCGUUUGGUUAAAUAGAAAAUGAAUAUAUUACUGUCAUCA
Messenger RNA from Quercus robur (English oak), 1111 nucleotides. RefSeq names its product protein POST-ILLUMINATION CHLOROPHYLL FLUORESCENCE INCREASE, chloroplastic. Gene Ontology annotation, cellular component: chloroplast stroma; thylakoid. The transcript has 8 exons. Lineage: Eukaryota; Viridiplantae; Streptophyta; Magnoliopsida; Fagales; Fagaceae. Gene Ontology annotation, biological process: chlororespiration. The record is from RefSeq and is a predicted model, not a curated record. The coding region runs from base 129 to 980 and encodes 283 amino acids.